AUGUACUCUCCCGCGGGACAGCAUUGGAUCGUCGACAGCCGAGGAAGGGCCCAUCCGACUGGGUCUCUGGCUGAUCCCAGCGACCGGGAUGUGACUGGCGGGCUGUCAGGCGUGGCUUCUGGACUUAAUCGCCCGCCACUGUUUGUUUAUACUUUAGCACUAAACCCACAGCAACAACCAGAACCAGAACCACAACAAUCACGAGCCUCCAAAAGCAAUGUUCAUGACUCUGCUGUCAAGAGGGAGCAAUAUUCCACAUUCCAUGUAGGGGGUAAAAUGGGACCUCAAACUAGGCUAUUGAUGGUCAUCCAUGGACGGAGCAUGGCUGAAUGUGUUCGUGUUCAUAUCACGGGUUGCCUGUCUCCUCCCACAUGGUCUUUUCCCUUCCCGUCCCGUCAUACGCCCUCCGUCCGUCCCCCCAGAGGGCCGGGAAGUGAGGAGCAGCCGCUAUGCCAAAACAGGCGAUCCUCCCUACGGCCUAGUCUAGAGCUUUGCUUUGCUUUGCUUCCUCAUGGCGCUGAACGUUAUCCCAAGAUACUAUCCCUCGGUUCCGCAGACAAGGAAUUGCCAGCGCGCUUGCUAGACACUCGUCGUCGGCUACCACCGUUUGAAAGUUCCAAGUCCAAGUAUCAACUAUCAAGCCUGAAAUAUAUUAAUUUGCCCCCUCUCCCGGAGGAACCCGACUGA
Molecule: messenger RNA, 687 nt
Organism: Aspergillus japonicus CBS 114.51
Lineage: Eukaryota; Fungi; Ascomycota; Eurotiomycetes; Eurotiales; Aspergillaceae
Exons: 5
Coding region: 1-687 (228 amino acids)
Source: RefSeq, a predicted model, not a curated record